Molecule: messenger RNA, 426 nt
Organism: Gordionus sp. m RMFG-2023
Lineage: Eukaryota; Metazoa; Nematomorpha; Gordioida; Chordodea; Parachordodidae
Exons: 4
Coding region: 27-374 (115 amino acids)
Source: RefSeq, a predicted model, not a curated record
UUGGUGAAGCAAACAUUGCUAGAGCAAUGUUUGAACAGAUGAGUGGAAAUUUCCAAUAUGAAGAUGCUGUUGAAAUUGAAUGUGUAGAGACUAGUCAGAGUCAAUCUACAGAUGUUAGGAAUGAUGCAUCACCAUCAACUAGUGAAUCUUAUGUACCUGGCAAAAAGUUAAUUAAAAAGAGAGAUAUUGAUCAAGAUUUAUUUGUUCAAGUUCUUGAAAUUGAAAGAAUAAAAGAAAGCAGAAAAUCAACAAAUUUUUGGAUCAAUGUGAUGCUUGAGCAGACCCUGGCAAAAAGAUCAGAAAGGGGAAAGAAGAAGCUUAUUAAAAUUAUUUUUGAUAUUCUCUUCAACUUUGACACUGAUGAAGAAGAAUGAAAAAUAUUAUAUAUUGUUAUUAUUUCAUUGGAGGCUUUUAUAUUAUUUUAAU